Molecule: messenger RNA, 835 nt
Organism: Meloidogyne enterolobii
Lineage: Eukaryota; Metazoa; Nematoda; Chromadorea; Rhabditida; Meloidogynidae
Source: the annotation of a GenBank genome assembly
AUGGCGUAUCGAGCCCGUUCCAAUUCGAGAAUUCUGAACGAGGUAAUAGCUCCGUGGUUAAGGUCUCAAGAUAUUAAGGGAGCCCACUAUCGACGCAAAUCUAAUUUAUUAACUGUACAGUUGCACGGUCUUGUUUUUUCCAAAGUCCGAAUGGUGUUCUGGUCGGACGAUGGUUUGCUCCCCUUUUUUCUUUUAAUUUUUUUUGACUUUUUGCCAUGUUUACUACUUUUUAACUUUACAUAUGUUGACUUUAUAAUAUAGAAGCUGGAAGUAAAAAAAACGUGUUGUUGUGAGCUAGAGACAAAAUGCCAUAUUUUUUGAGUGGGAGCUGGUUGAAGUAAAUAAAAACGGACACUGAAAUGGGGGAACUAAAAAGUGUCUAGAGAAAUAAAAAAUUAGUAUUUAAGAUAAAGGGUGGUAGUAACAUGAAACAAGAAACCUUUCAACCUGUUGCUUGCAUUUUUUCCAUAUGCUGCUUCGUUUUUCUAGUAAAAAUUUAUUUACAUUUUUAUUAUUAGUUUCAUUAAUUAUUAAAAUUAUUGCCAAGUUUUAAGUAUGUACAUAUAAUACAGUCAGAUCUCAUAGUAAGCAGAGAUUGAGAUUUUUGAAAAGCCUGGGCAUGUUCCUGGGUUUUGGGUUUGAUUUAAUGGCUUGGGCCGGAUCCAGGGCCUUUAGUUCAGGAAAACCCAGGAAAGUCAAAGAAUGCCUGGGCCUGAUAAGGAGUCAGUGUCUAGACAGCCUUCUAAAAUGCCUAGGCCUUAUAAGGUGUCAGUGUGACGUGUAUAUUAAAAUGGGAUUAUCGUUUAGACUGGCUCUCACCCCCAUCACCUUCAUG